AUGUUCCGCAAAGCCGCUCUCUUCUCAACCGUUUUCCUCGCGGUAUUGAGCUGCGCGACGCCCUUCGAGCGCCGCACGGGGACUUCGAUCGCUUUUGCCAAGCGCAGUGGUCUUACCACCGAAGAUGGCGUCUUCGACCAUGAAGCUGCUAUUCAAAGUGCAAUCAACACCCAUAAUAAGCACCGGCAGAAUAUGAUCAAUCUGCAGAACAACGAUCCUGACAGCAUGAAUGAGGGCGCCGAAGUCAAGCCGCUCCGACUGCACAAUGCGACGACGUCCCAUCACCAGAAGCGUCAGAAGGAACCAACAACCGACGAAGAGAGUGACCUAGAGUGGGCCGGAUACAUCUCCAUCGGUACUCCGGCGCAGAAGUUCUUGAUUGAUUUCGACACCGGCUCUUCCGACCUCUGGGUGCCAUCUUCGUCUUGCACGAGUUCCGUGUGCACAUCGAAGGACAAGUACACCGCCGGAUCGUCGUCGACUUCGGCACAGAAGUCGGGGACUUUUACGAUCAAUUACGGCGACGGUUCAUCCGUCUCUGGCCCCGUUUACACGGAUACUGUGGCCGUCGCUGGAAUCACGUCGACAGCACAGUACUUCUCGCCAGUGACGACGCUUUCGAGCAGCUUCUCUGGCGAUCCGAUCGAUGGCAUCCUUGGUAUGGCAUACCAGAGCAUCUCGAGUCUUCAGCGUCCCCCGUUCGUGAACCAAGCGAAGACCCAGGGCAAAAUCACGAGCUCCGUAUUCGGAAUGAAGCUUGCCAGCUCUGGCUCAGAGCUUUACAUCGGUGGAACGGACACAUCGCUGUACAAGGGCUCGCCCGAGUAUCACACGGUCACUGGGUCAGGCUACUGGCAGAUCUCGGGGGCGAAGACCUUGGUCAACAACAAGGUCGUCAACACCGGUUUCCAGACCAUUAUCGACAGCGGGACAACGAUCAUGUACGGCCCCCCGAGCGCAGUGCAGCAGUUCUACAAGUCCAUCUCAGGCUCAUCGGUAUAUGACUCGCAGAACGGUUACUACCAGUUCCCUUGUAACAAUAUCCCAACCGUAGCCUUCAGCUGGGGCGGCAAGAGCUGGACAGUCAGCGCUGCGAACUUCAACCUCGGAAAGGUUUCCAGCACGUCGAAGAACUGUGUCGGUGCUCUCGCCGGGCAAAACCUUGGUCUGGGGUCCAACGUCUGGCUGCUAGGCGACAGCUUCAUGAAGAACGUUUACACCGUCUUCUCCUUCGAUCAGAAUGCUGUCGGCUUUGCCACUCUCUCCUAGAGUAUCUUGAUCGUCGCCUGAACCGGUCUAGAAUUGUGUCGUGUCAGUAUUUGCGGAUGUAUGUACGCUAGGGUGCCACAUAGUAAAUGGAUUUCCUUACAUUGUUUA
Molecule: messenger RNA, 1377 nt
Organism: Fomitopsis serialis
Lineage: Eukaryota; Fungi; Basidiomycota; Agaricomycetes; Polyporales; Fomitopsidaceae
Product: acid protease
Exons: 7
Coding region: 1-1269 (422 amino acids)
Biological process (GO): proteolysis
Molecular function (GO): aspartic-type endopeptidase activity
Source: RefSeq, a predicted model, not a curated record